Pyrus x bretschneideri (Chinese white pear) is the source of this 1991-nucleotide messenger RNA. Its product is annotated as probable beta-1,3-galactosyltransferase 2. The transcript is spliced from 12 exons. The record is from RefSeq and is a predicted model, not a curated record. Gene Ontology annotation, molecular function: hexosyltransferase activity. Gene Ontology annotation, cellular component: Golgi membrane. The coding region runs from base 396 to 1637 and encodes 413 amino acids. NCBI's taxonomy places the organism in Eukaryota, Viridiplantae, Streptophyta, Magnoliopsida, Rosales, Rosaceae.
AAUAUUGGGAGAGACAAGAAAAAGAAAUGUUCAAGGGCAAUAAUGUGAUUUCAGAAACUGGGAGGUACCGUUUGGUAAUUUAGCUUUAAGUUCAACAGCAGUUAGUGAGUCAUCUCUCACUAACGUUCAACGUCCCUUGCCUGCAAAGUAGAGUUUCUAGAGAGAGAAAUUAGAGAGAGAGAGAGAGAGAGAGGAGAGGAGAGCGAAGGCAUUAAGGAAGGAACAAAACAAAUGACAAGUUAAAAGAAAGCACUCAGUUCUGUUCUGAUUCUCUCUCACUUUCAAAACGGUGCUGUUUCGUCUUCUUCUUCUUCUUCUUCCACAUUCUUUCAUGGGUUUUGCUUCAAAAAGCUGAUUGUUUUGGAAGCAGAAGAGAAUUGGGGGAGAAGAAGAAGAUGUCUUGGAGAAGCAGAGGAGACCCAUCUGCUUCUAGAAGUUUUAUUUCUCAGAAAUGGACCCUUUUUCUUUGUUUAAGCUGCUUCUGUGCUGGAAUGUUCUUCACCAAUAGAAUGUGGACUAUUCCAGAAAGUAAAGGUAUCACAAGGAGAACAGCUAUGGAAGAAGAAACAUUAAAUUUAGUUUCCGAGGGUUGCAAUCCGAAAUCGUUGAAUCAGAAGGAGGUAAAGCGCGAAAAUAAGGACAUCUUUGGGGAGGUUUAUAAGACUCAUAAUGCUAUACAGACGUUAGAUAAGACUAUUUCAAAUUUAGAGAUGGAAUUAGCUGCAGCAAGGGCAACACAGGAGUCAAUACGUAGUGGCUCUCCAUUAUCAGGAGACUCGAAGACUGAUUCAACUGGGAAGAGAAGGUAUCUGAUGGUUGUUGGAAUUAACACUGCUUUUAGCAGCCGGAAAAGAAGAGAUUCAGUUCGUGCUACGUGGAUGCCACAAGGCGAGAAACGAAAGAGGCUGGAGGAAGAGAAGGGUAUUAUCAUUCGCUUUUUAAUCAUUCGCUUUGUCAUUGGUCAUAGUGCCACGUCAGGAGGUAUUCUAGACAGAGCUGUUGAAGCAGAGGGCAGAAAGCAUGGUGAUAUCCUGAGGCUGGACCAUGUUGAAGGGUACCUCGAAUUGUCGGCCAAGACAAAGAUAUAUUUUGCUACUGCUGUUGCUACGUGGGAUGCAGAUUUUUAUGUCAAAGUUGAUGAUGAUGUCCACGUAAAUAUUGCGACACUAGGAGAAACACUAGUCAGACACCGAAAGAAACAGCACCUCUACAUUGGAUGCAUGAAAUCUGGUCCUGUUCUAGCACAAAAGGGAGUGAGAUACCAUGAACCCGAGUAUUGGAAAUUUGGUGAACCAGGAAACAAGUACUUCCGUCAUGCUACAGGACAGCUGUAUGCUAUAUCAAAAGAUUUGGCUACGUAUAUAUCAAUAAACCAGCAUGUCCUACACAAGUACGCUAAUGAGGAUGUCUCACUGGGAGCUUGGUUUAUUGGACUCGAUGUGGAGCAUAUUGAUGACCGGAGACUAUGUUGCGGCACCCCACCCGAUUGUGAGUGGAAGGCUCAGGCAGGCAACAUCUGUGUUGCUUCAUUUGAUUGGACCUGUAGUGGGAUUUGUAAGUCAGCCGAGAGAAUCAAGGAAGUCCACCGCCGGUGUGGGGAAGGCGAAAACGCCUUGUGGAGUGCUACUUUCAAAUAGGUAGCUCGAACCUCUUCCAACCUCGGGAAGACUUUUCGAGCUGCAGUAUAAAGGCAGGUGUGCUAGUCUUUUAUUCUUUGUUCAUUUUCCUUCUUCUGUACUGAAAUAUAGAGAAUUACAACAUCAAAAAAUAUUUAGAGAGAGAGAGAGAGAGAGAGAGAGAGAGAGAGAGGUUGCUGUGUGGAUCAACUCCAUUUUAAUAGAGGAUAUCGGCCACAAUGAAGCAGCUGCUAAAUUGAAAAUAGAGGGGGCUCCAACCCAUACGAUUCUUUGAGAGGCUUGAAGAGCCAACCUGUAAGUUACAGUUCUUCUACGGUAACAAAUGCAACAAUAAAUAUGCAUAUCUUUCUGGGA